Molecule: messenger RNA, 5268 nt
Organism: Rhopalosiphum padi (bird cherry-oat aphid)
Lineage: Eukaryota; Metazoa; Arthropoda; Insecta; Hemiptera; Aphididae
Exons: 1
Coding region: 1-5268 (1755 amino acids)
Biological process (GO): DNA integration
Molecular function (GO): nucleic acid binding
Source: RefSeq, a predicted model, not a curated record
AUGGUUCUUGAUGAGAGUGUGCAAAAGGUACUCGGCGAUUUGAGGAGAAAGCGGGGUGUGAUAAAGGCAUCUCUUACGCGGAUUCAAACCUUUAUUAGCAAAUUUAAUCCAAGAGAGGAUCCGGUCACUUUAUUAGAAUUUCGACAGGAAGAGCUACCCCAAAUAAACCGAAAGUUUGAUGACGUCCAGUGCCAAAUUGAAUUAAUUGAUGUUGAAGGUUUUGAUGAUGCUGUGAAAGAGAGAGAGGUUUUUGAAAACGCAUAUUUUUCUAUACGCUCAGAUAUGCAGCAAAUUAUAAAUGCAGAAAAGAGUCUAAAUACGUCGAUGAACAAUUCCUCAAUCAAUACAGCAAAUGGGCACUCGCACAGGGUACGCUUACCACCUAUUUCACUACCGAGCUUUGACGGGAACAUCCAGGAAUGGGAAUCUUUUUUUGACUGUUUUAAGGCGAUAGUGCACGAAGAUAAUGCCUAUCCAGCAGUACAAAAAUUCUCCUACCUUAGGUCAACUUUAAGUGGACAAGCGUUGGAUGUCAUUAAAGGAAUACCGAUUACUGAAAAUAAUUACGAAGUGGCAGUCAGAAAGUUACAACAACGUUAUGACAACAAAGGUUUAGUGAUACAGUCCCACAUUCGUGCAAUUUUAGACUGCAAACACGUAGAAUCAACUUCCGGUUUGCAUCUACAAAACCUGCACUCAGACGUCUCAGCACAUGUUGCUGCCCUAGAAGCCUUGGGCCAACCUAUUCAGCAUUGGGAUGCUUGGCUCGUGACUAUUGUUUUGAGAAAAUUGGAUCAAAAAACGAGUCAAGAUUGGCAGCUUCAGCGCACGAAUACGGAACUUCCAAGAUAUGCGGAGUUAGAACAUUUUUUGUCCAACCGUUGUGUCGCUUUAGAAGGCUCCGAAAUGUUAUCGAAGGAUUCCGAUGGCUACAAGGACAGUCAAUCGGCAAUUUCACCCAAAGCAAAGAAAAACUACCAGUACAACAAUUCUAAAAAAGGUCUUAUCACAGCUACAGAUAGAAGUGCAAGGUGUAUAUGCUGCUCGGAAUUUCAUAAAUUGUAUGCAUGCAACAAAUUCAAGGAAUUAUCCACAGGGGAUCGGGUAACCUUAGUAAGAGAUUCAAGGUUAUGUUUUAAUUGUUUAUGUCCAAGUCACAUGGCGAGCUCGUGCCGUUCUACAUUCAGUUGUCGGUUGUGCAAGCGCAGACAUAACACGUUACUACAUUUUGAAAAUUCAAUGGUUUCAGCAGAUAGGAUGGAAAUCCAAACAUCUCAGGUAAACCCGAGCAAUCAACCUAGCACCUCACAAGAACCAAGUGUUUCAGCAGCUGCUUCAUUAAGCCCUGGAUCGGAGCAAGGGUACGUCUUUCUAUCUACUGCACUCGUGUUCACUGUGGAUAGGUUUGGGAACCAGAGGCAAUGUAGAGCAAUUUUAGACAGUGGAUCGCAGGUCAACUUUAUUUCUGGUAGCUUAGCGAAUCGAUUGCAUUUACGAUCCCAAAAAUCUACAUUACCAGUAAGCGGAAUUGGAGAAAGCCGUGUCCAAGCGUUGUCAUACGUUGAAGUUUCAAUUCAGUCGAGAUUAAGGGACUAUAGAGUGAAACUGGUGUGCUAUGUUCUACCAACAAUUGUCAGCAAAAUACCAGCGUGUCCAAAUCCCGCAAGGGGUUGGGAGAUCCCAGAGGAUUUGCUGUCUGAAUUAGCAGAUCCUCAUUUUUAUAAUCCUGGUGCCGUAGACCUGUUAAUUGGCGGAGGAGUAUUUUUUGACAUAACUUCAUCUACAACCGUACGGAAACCAUUAAAUGUCAAAAAUAUAUGUUUAAACGACAGCCAAUUUGGAUGGAUAGUCACUGGGGAGCUAGGAGCAGUGUGCCUAGCAGGGGUUCGUACGGUAGGAGAGGCACUAGAAGAGAAUUGGAGAGCGAUGGCAGAUAGGGAGGAGUCAUGUUUUGGACGCUUAUCCAAAACAAACCAACGUUCCCGGGAAGAGGAGGAAACACUGCAGCAUUUCCGUGAUACGUUUCAACGCAACCAAGAAGGACGAUUUGUUUUGCGUUUGCCAAUAAAAGAAGAGCAUAUGAGUUUGGGGAAUAGUCUAGCAAUGGCAACCUCAAGAUUUAUAAACAUCGAAAGAAGACUUCAGCGUGAUGAUCACUUGCGAAAAGAGUAUACCAAUUUCAUGACAGAGUAUAUAAACAUGGGCCAUAUGUAUGAAGUAAUUGCAACACAUGAAGUAUCACAGGAUGCUUGUUAUUUGCCGCAUCAUCCAGUCAUAAAAUCAUCGAGCCUAACCACUAAGACUAGAGUGGUCUUUGAUGCUUCAGCUAAAACGCAGAACGGCACCUCACUCAAUGAUAUGCUGAAGCGCGGGCCGACUGUACAGGAAGAUAUCUUCUCUAUUCUGACGAGAUUUCAGAAACAUCAAUAUGUGUUAACAGCGGACAUUGAAAAAAUGUUCCGGCAGAUUAUGAUCGCAAAGGAAGAUCAUCAUUUACAGCGAAUACUUUGGCGUGAUCAUCCCCAUGAAGCACUUCGGACAUACGCCUUAGCCACUGUAACGUAUGGCACAACACCGGCAUCCUUCAUGGCUACGCAAUGCCUCGUGGUACUUGGAGAGGAAGCAAAGAAAAGGAGCUCUAAGAUUUCGGAUGUCAUCUUACGCGACUUUUAUAUGGACGAUCUGAUGACGGGUUGUGACACUGAGGAUGAGUGCAUACAAUUACAGGAGGCCAUAGCUAGCAUCCUGGACUCAGCUAAAUUACCACUACGAAAAUGGUGCUCCAAUUCGUCAUCAAUCAUCGCAAGGAUAGGCAAAAAUCAAGAUGAUGCUCUGUUUACACUAGAUCUGGGAGACGGGGAUAUCAUAAAAUCCUUAGGGCUGUGUUGGCAGCCAUUCGUUGACCAAUUUAGAUUCAACAUCACGAUCCCUGUGGACAGAUCAAAUCUUACCAAAAGAAAACUAUUAUCAGACUUGAAUAAAGUAUUUGACCCAUUAGGAUUUUUGGGUCCCGUACUCAUUAUAGGAAAAAUAUUCCUUCAACAAUUAUGGCAAUUAAAAAGAAACUGGGAUGAUCAACUAGAAGUGGAUAUGCAAGACAAGUGGAAAACUUACUAUGCCGGAUUGGAGGAACUAAAGGAUCUUACCAUUCCCCGAAAAUGUAAACCUCAUCCUAGUGACAAGGUCGAAGUACAUGGAUUUUGCGAUGCAUCAAUGGAGGCAUAUGGAGCAUGCAUGUACAUACGAAGUUUAGAUAAAGCUGAUAGAUGGCACUCGCGUCUUUUAUGCUCAAAAUCAAGAGUAGCUCCAUUGAAGGGAGCUACUAUACCACGACUUGAGUUAAGUGGAGCGCUCCUCUUAGCGCAACUAGCGACCAAGGUAGCAGAAUCAUGGGACAUAAGCAGUGCAACCAUGUGCUUGUGGACUGACUCUACGAUAGUUUUAGGAUGGCUUAAUAGUCAUUCCACAAGGUUAAAAACGUUUGUAGCUAAUCGAGUGAGUCAAAUAUUAGAUUUAACCGAAGUCAAUCAAUGGAGACACGUACGCACACAGGACAAUCCCGCCGAUCUUAUAUCACGAGGCAUAAGUCCGGCAGAAUUAAUAAGGGCAGACAUGUGGUGGAGUGGACCCAAAUGGCUGGAGGAAGACAAGUUAAGUUGGCAAAUCCAACCUACGUUAAUGAAGAAUCCGGAAGAACUACCUGAAAUUCGUAAAUUGAAGCUGGUGUUAACAGCAACCAAUCCGGUAAUUAAUAUGAUCAACCAAUAUUCUGAAUGGAACCGUAUGCUUCGAGGGAUAUCCUGGUUAAGAAGAUAUAUAAAUUACAUCAAAGGGGAUAAAGGUUCAAGAGAGCCACGACAGCUCCAGAUAGCAGACCUGAGAGAGGCUAAGGUUUCAGUGCUAAGGAUAGUGCAACAAGAAUGCUUUCGUAAAGAGUUCCUAGCGCUGGGAAAGAGGCAAGAGGUGCCAAAAAACAGUAAGCUGCGGUGUUUAAAUCCAUUUAUAAAAGAUGGAUUGAUACUGGUUGGUGGAAGAUUGGAAAACUCAAACAUCAAUGAUAACCGUAAGCAUCCCAUUGUUCUUCCUUCAUUUCACAAGAUCACUGUUAUGAUCUUUGAAUCCUAUCAUCGCGAGCUUCUUCACGUUGGACCUCAAACAUUGCUAUCUGAAGUGAGACGUCAAUAUUGGCCCUUACUGGGCAGGGCAAAUGCACGGGCGGUAGUACGACGGUGUAUCAAUUGCAUAAGAGCGUGUCCACGAUUUGACCAACCACUAAUGGCAAGUCUUCCGAAAGAUCGUCUUCAAUGUGCGAGGCCUUUCACAAUCACAGGCAUUGAUUUUGCUGGGCCUGUUUACGUACGCAGCGGUUUAAGACGAGUACCAGCAAAAAAGGCGUGGAUUGCCAUAUUCGUAUGUUUUUCUACAAGGGCCAUGCAUUUGGAACUUGCUGAAGACCUCUCCAGUCCUACAUUUUUAGCUGUUUUGCGCUGUUUCAUGGGCCGACGAGGCAAAUGUGCCAAAAUCUACAGUGAUAAUGGCACAAAUUUCGUGGGAACUCAGAAGGAACUGGUAUCCAUGAUGAAAAAGGCUAGUGACCAGGUUGUAAAGGAAGGAAUCGAAUGGCAUUUCAACCCUCCCUCAGCGCCACACUUUGGAGGGCUUUGGGAAAGUGCAGUAAAGAGCACUAAAUAUCACAUAAAAAGAGUAAUGGGAGAACACAAACUCACCAGCGCAGAGCUGCGAACUCUCCUUUGCCAAAUAGAAGCGUGCUUAAAUUCAAGACCAAUUACUCCGCUUAGCAGUGACCCAUCCGAUAUUGAAGCUUUAACCCCGUCCCAUUUUCUAAUUGGAGGCCCAAUGUUGAUUCCUGAUGAACCAGACAUCUCGGGGGAACCAGUAAGUGCCCUUAAGCGUUGGAAGUUGGUUCAGAACCUUAUGCAAACCUUUUGGAAUCGAUGGUCAAAGGAGUACCUUCCACAGGUACAAACUCGCGGAAAGUGGACAAGCAAGGGAACCCAACUAAAAAAGGGAGACGUGGUGAUCAUAAAAGAUGAAUGCCUACCACCUACAAGAUGGAAGUUAGGUUUAGUGAUCGAAACUCAUCCAGGAGCUGAUGGAUUAACACGAGUAGUUACGUUAAGGACAGCAACUGGAGCGCAAAUGCGUCGACCCACCGUGAAGUUGUGCCGCUUACCAGCACAUGAAGAACAUGAUUCGGUUGAAAAUCAUAAUUUUCAACGGGGGGAGGAUGUUGGAGCCGAACGCUAA